Molecule: messenger RNA, 3414 nt
Organism: Indicator indicator
Lineage: Eukaryota; Metazoa; Chordata; Aves; Piciformes; Indicatoridae
Gene: SGSM1
Product: small G protein signaling modulator 1
Exons: 25
Coding region: 7-3414 (1135 amino acids)
Biological process (GO): activation of GTPase activity
Molecular function (GO): GTPase activator activity
Source: RefSeq, a predicted model, not a curated record
CAGAUCAUGGAGGAGGCAGUGACGAGGAAGUUUGUGCAUGAGGACAGCAGCCACAUCAUCUCCUUCUGUGCUGCUGUGGAAGCCUGCGUCCUACACGGCUUGAAGAGGAGGGCGGCCGGGUUCCUGCGCAGCAACAAGAUAGCAGCUCUCUUCAUGAAGGUGGGGAAGAGCUUCCCUCAGGCUGAGGAGCUCUGCAAGAAGGUGCAAGACCUGGAGCAGCUCAUUGAGAACGUACGGAACCAGGCCCAGGGCAUCCCGGAGAACGUGCGGAAGGUGCCGAAGCUGCCCAACCUGUCCCCCCAAGCCAUCAAGCACCUCUGGAUCCGCACAGCCCUCUUCGAAAAGGUCUUGGACAAAAUCGUGCACUACUUGGUGGAAAACAGCAGUAAGUACUAUGAGAAAGAAGCUCUCCUGAUGGAUCCUGUGGAUGGGCCAAUCCUUGCAUCUUUAUUAGUGGGGCCCUGUGCACUGGAGUACACCAAGAUGAAGACUGCUGACCACUUCUGGACAGACCCCUCAGCUGAUGAGCUGGUUCAGAGGCACCGGAUCCACAGCUCCCACUGUCGCCAGGACUCACCCACCAAGCGCCCGGCGCUCUGUAUCCAGAAGAGGCACUCGAGUGGCAGCAUGGAUGACAGGCCGUCGCUCUCUGCCAGGGACUACGUGGAGUCCCUGCACCAGAACUCCAGAGCCACCCUCCUCUAUGGCAAGAACAAUGUCCUGGUGCAGCCAAGAGAUGACAUGGAGGCCAUCCCAGGAUAUCUGUCCCUUCACCAGACUGCUGACAUCAUGGCCCUGAAGUGGACUCCCAACCAGCUGAUGAAUGGCUCCAUGGGGGAUCUGGACUAUGAGAAGAGCCUAAGCUCUAACAUUUCCCAGUGUCAAGAUGUGACCAAGGAAGAGAGAAGCCAGCUGACAAGUGUGUACUGGGACUACGCCAUGACUAUCCGCCUGGAGGAGAUUGUCUACUUGCACUGCCACCAGCAAGUAGACAGUGGUGGGACGGUUGUCUUGGUGAGCCAGGAUGGCAUUCAGAGGCCCCCACUGAGGUUCCCCAGAGGAGGACACUUGCUGCAGUUCCUGUCCUGCCUGGAGAAUGGGCUCCUGCCCCAUGGGCAGCUGGAUCCACCCCUCUGGUCACAACGAGGAAAGGGAAAGGUGUUCCCCAAGCUGAGGAAGCGGAGUCCCCAGGGCUCCUCCGAGUCUGCCUCCGACAAGGAAGACGACGAAGCCACGGAUUAUGUGUUCAGGAUCAUCUACCCAGGGACACAGUCUGAAUUCGUUGCCAUUAAUGGUAAUUUUCACCCAUUCCUUGCCUCUGUGACCUCCGUCGCUGCUACGAGGGGGAAGAUGGAGAGAACUCCAGCUGCAAGCAAGACAGUGGUGACCCCUAAAUGGUUUCUGAGGGCCACUCAGCAUCUGUUGCCCCAGGACCUGAUGGACACACCAGGUGCUGGCCUCCCUCCCAUGUGGCAACCCAGCACCCGCAAGUCCUCCUGCUCCUCCUGCUCUCAGAGUGGCUCCUCUGAUGGUGGACCAUCCAAUGGCUGCAGCCAUGAGAGAGCUCCCCUGAAGCUGCUGUGUGACAACAUGAAGUACCAGAUCCUCUCCCGGGCCUUCUACGGCUGGCUGGCCUACUGCCGUCACCUCUCCACAGUGCGAACCCAUCUGUCCGCCCUGGUCAACCACAGCAUCGUGUCUCCUGAUGUGCCCUGCAGUGCCAGCUCAGGACUGACUGUGGACAUAUGGCAGAGAUACCUGCAGGACACCACGAGUUAUGAGGACCAGGAGCUGCUGCGGCUGAUCUACUAUGGUGGGAUCCAGCACGAGAUCAGGAAGGCUGUCUGGCCCUUCCUGCUGGGCCAUUACCACUUUGGGAUGACAGAGGCAGAAAGGAAAGAGGCUGAUGAGCAGAUCCGUGCCUGCUACGAGCACACCAUGGCCGAGUGGCUGGGCUGCGAGGCCAUCGUCCGGCAGCGGGAGAAGGAGUCACACGCAGCAGCCUUGGCCAAGUGCUCCUCUGGGGCCAGCCUGGACUCCCACAUUCAGAGGAUGAUGCACAGGGACUCUACCAUCAGCAACGAGUCCUCUCAGAGCUGCAGCUCUGGCCGCCAGAAUCACGCCCGGCUGCAGAGCGACUCCAGCUCCAGCACCCAGGUGUUUGAGUCUGUUGAUGAAGUAGAACAGGCUGAAGGAGAUUCUCAACUGGAAGAUGGCAAACAAAGCAAGAUCCCCAACGGGACAGUUCCCAAUGGCACAUGUUCUCCUGAUUCUGGCCACCCAUCUUCCCAGAACUUCUCCAUCACAUCAGGAUUCUCGGAGCGAAGCUUCAGCAACGAGGACAGCGCCAUGGAAACCAACAAAUCCUCAACUAGCUCUCAGGGUAAAGCUGGUGGGUCUGACCUGCCAGGUCCACAGGACCAUGAUGGUGCCCAGCAAGAGGAGAACCUGCAGGGCCAAGACAGCCUGGAAGGUGAAUUUUCCACCAGUGGAAGUGUGGAUUUUGUUCCUGUGGAUGACAGCUCGUCGGGGGUCCUACGUGAUCGCGACAGCGUGGCCCUGACGGUGGUGGAGAGCUGGGCAGACAGUGAAGCUGAAAAGCAAAGCUUAGUGGAAAGUGAAGAUAACCUCUCUGAGGAACCAGAGAUGGAGAGUUUGUACCCACAGCUGGAUUCUCUGGCUGUAACUGAUCUGGCCAACAGUGACACAUCUGCUGUCUCCUCAACGGGAGUCACCUACUCUGCAGAGCUGCUGGACAUGUACACAGUGAACCUGCACCGCAUCGAGAAGGACGUGCAGCGCUGCGACCGCAACUAUUGGUACUUCACCCCUGCCAACCUGGAGAAGCUCCGCAACAUCAUGUGCAGCUACAUCUGGCAGCACAUUGAGAUUGGCUAUGUGCAGGGCAUGUGUGACCUUCUAGCCCCUCUUCUGGUCAUCCUGGAUGAUGAGGCUCUGGCUUUCAGCUGUUUCACUGAGCUUAUGAAGAGGAUGAAUCAGAACUUCCCCCAUGGAGGAGCCAUGGACACCCACUUUGCCAACAUGAGGUCUCUGAUUCAGAUCCUGGACUCUGAGCUCUUUGAGCUGAUGCACCAGAAUGGUGAUUACACUCACUUCUACUUCUGCUACAGAUGGUUUCUCCUGGACUUCAAGAGAGAGCUGGUGUAUGAUGAUGUGUUUGCAGUCUGGGAGACCAUCUGGGCAGCUGCACAUGUCUCUUCUGCUCACUAUGUGCUCUUCAUAGCCCUGGCUUUGGUGGAGAUGUACCGGGACAUCAUCUUGGAGAACAACAUGGAUUUCACAGACAUCAUCAAGUUUUUCAAUGAGAUGGCUGAGAGACACAACACCAAACAGAUCCUGAAGCUGGCUCGGGACCUGGUCUACAAAGUCCAGACUCUGAUCGAGAACAAGUGA